This is a messenger RNA of Dothidotthia symphoricarpi CBS 119687, 870 nucleotides long. RefSeq lists its product as uncharacterized. The record is from RefSeq and is a predicted model, not a curated record. The coding region runs from base 174 to 560 and encodes 128 amino acids. Lineage: Eukaryota; Fungi; Ascomycota; Dothideomycetes; Pleosporales; Dothidotthiaceae. The transcript has a single exon.
CGCAGUUCAGGCCACCCACGCUUACUACGCCCCAUUCACCUGCCCUGACCGCCCAACGGGUAUAUCAUCACCCGAAAUCACAUCAAGCAUGACAACCUACAAUCACCGAACCCACAACCCAUUAUUUCAUUUCCAAGUUAUUCACUCCCGAUACAUCUCCCGCCACUACCACCAUGACCCCGCGAUUCAUGCCCAACCACCUCCCUGCUCUUUUUAUUGGCACCGCCUUCACCCUAGGCGGCGUGCUCCCGCUCUUCCGCCCGGAGCGCGCGAUCCUAGAGUACGGCUUACCGUUGCGCAUUGCGCGUUCCUCCGAGGCGCAGAUGCUCAUGCAAAUUGGCAUGGCGCGCACCACGUGCAUCGGAGCGGCGAUCUUUACUUUCUACCUGCAGGGCAAACUCGAAGCGGUGGAUACGCUGUUGGUGAUGAUGGGAUACUUGGGUGCAGGGGACAUGUAUUUUUGCUGGAAGGAGGGUGCGCCGGUAUGGGGCACGUUCAAGGCCUUUUGUGGGGCAGCGUUCAUGGCAUGGGGGUGGUUUGGGAUGACGGCUUGGGCUUAGAACGUGGAAAUGAAUGAAGUUAGUGGGAAGACUGGGUAAUUCUGGAAGUUUGGUUUUUGGUGACCUAUGUCAAACUGUUUAUUUUUAUUAUGCAUUACGUAUAUUACGUGCCUCUCUACUUUAUCUCAGCGUGCGGGAACCAUUGUUUCACGCUCCGAUCCAACGCCUUCGGUCCAACAGGUUUGACUAAAUACCCGUCCGCGCCUGCUUCCUCCGCAUUUGCACGAUCAGAAGGCGAAUCCUGUCCCGUGACAAUAAACAUGACACUUUUCUCCGACCCAUGCUUCCUCUCUAGAGCGCGUAUUUGCCG